Messenger RNA from Penicillium canariense, 1152 nucleotides. RefSeq lists its product as uncharacterized. The transcript is spliced from 3 exons. Gene Ontology annotation, molecular function: galactonate dehydratase activity. Lineage: Eukaryota; Fungi; Ascomycota; Eurotiomycetes; Eurotiales; Aspergillaceae. The coding region runs from base 1 to 1152 and encodes 383 amino acids. Gene Ontology annotation, biological process: amino acid catabolic process; D-galactonate catabolic process. The record is from RefSeq and is a predicted model, not a curated record.
AUGGCCAAGAUCAAGUCCAUCGAGUACUUCCGUGUGAAGCCCCGCUGGUUGUUCGUCAAGGUCACCGAUGAAGACGGUCAAUAUGGCUGGGGUGAGGGGACGCUGGAGGGCCACACCCUGGCCGUCGAAGGCGCACUGGACGAGAUCAUCGCGCGCAUUGUUGGCUUCGAAGCCGACGACAUCGAGCAUAUCUGGCAAUAUGUGUGGCGAUUGGGAUUCUACCGUGGUGGCCCGGUGUUCAUGUCCGCCCUCUCGGGCAUUGAUAUCGCGCUGUGGGAUCUGAAGGGCCGCCGCCUGGGUGUGCCGGUGUUCCAGCUGCUGGGCGGCAAGGUGCGCAACAAGGUGCAGGUGUACUGCUGGAUUGGCGGCGACCGGCCGAGUGACGUCGAGGCCAUGGCCAAGGCGCGGAUUGAACAAGGUCUCAAAUGUGUCAAGAUGAACGCGACCGAGGACCUCAACUGGCUCGACUCCCCCGCCUCUCUCCAGUCUUGCGUCGAGCGCCUCAAGCGAGUGAAGGCAUUGGGUCUGGAUGCUGGUCUGGAUUUCCACGGCCGCCUACACCGACCCAUGGCCAAGCAGCUGGCCAAGGCCUUGGAGCCACACCAGCCGCUCUUCAUUGAAGAGCCCCUCCUCUGCGAACACCCCGAGGCGAUCAAGCAGCUGUCCAACCACACCACAAUCCCCAUUGCGUUCGGAGAGCGCCUCUACACUCGGUGGGAUGUGAAGCGAUUCUUGGAGGACGGUUCCGUCGAUGUGCUGCAGCCGGACAUCGCCCACGCGGGCGGCAUCUCCGAGACCAAGCGCAUUGCGACGCUGGCCGAGGCCUACGAUGUGGCGAUCGCACCGCACUGCCCCUUGGGUCCCAUUGCCCUCGCGGCGUCGAUGCAAAUCGCCGUGUCGACACCCAACUUUGUCAUCCAGGAGAUGUCUUUAGGCAUGCACUACAACUUGGAGGCGGGGCAGAUUGAUCUGAACAGCUACCUGAUCGACCAGACUGUGUUUGAUAUCAAAGAGGGCUAUGUCGCCGCUCCCACCAAGCCGGGUCUAGGCAUCGAGAUUGAUGAGGACUUGGUGCGCAAGAUUAGCCAAGAUACGGAGCCCUGGCAGCCCAAGGAGUUUUAUGGGCCAGAUGGCUCCAUUCGGGAAUGGUAG